UUAAAGAAAAGGCAACGGGCUCGUCCCCACCAAACUGGCCCUUUUUUGUAGAGAUCCAUAAGUUUCUUGGAAGCCUGCCCGUGAACGACCCCUCUUAAUGGAGGAGGCUGGGAUCAGCUCGAGCCCAGCAAGCAGCAGUCCCUCAGUUGAGGAACUCAUCUCUGGCAUGGUGGCCGGAUCGUCAAGUGACGAUACGGAAGUAGAUGCACCCGAAUUCACACAGGCUUCAUCAGCACCUCAGCAGCCAAGCAACAUCCAAGACUGUGUCAGCGGGCGCAGAAACAGCUCAAGCGACAGUGGAGAUGACGCCCGCAGAAAACGGAGGAAGUACACAGGUGCCGAAAUCAAGGAGAAGAUGCUGAAUGAGCAGCGGCUCUUGAGCGAGCAAUUUGAAGCCGCCCAUAAAGAGGAGAUGGAAAUUCGAACCAAAGCAUUAAAGCUGCAGGAGAAACUUGUAGAUGCAAUGGUUGAUUUUUUUAAUAAAUAG
Rhipicephalus microplus (southern cattle tick) is the source of this 487-nucleotide messenger RNA. RefSeq lists its product as uncharacterized. The record is from RefSeq and is a predicted model, not a curated record. NCBI's taxonomy places the organism in Eukaryota, Metazoa, Arthropoda, Arachnida, Ixodida, Ixodidae. Gene Ontology annotation, biological process: positive regulation of DNA-templated transcription. Gene Ontology annotation, cellular component: nuclear body.